Tigriopus californicus is the source of this 1575-nucleotide messenger RNA. RefSeq lists its product as uncharacterized. Lineage: Eukaryota; Metazoa; Arthropoda; Copepoda; Harpacticoida; Harpacticidae. The transcript is spliced from 10 exons. The record is from RefSeq and is a predicted model, not a curated record. The coding region runs from base 85 to 1542 and encodes 485 amino acids.
AGUUGCGGUCCACCUCCCAAGCGGCUCUCUAACAAUGGGCAAAUUUAUCUGGACAAUUCCACGGUUCCGUCAAGUGGAACCGUAAUGGGCAAAUAUGGAACAAAACUAAGGUAUUCCUGUGGCCCUGGACGAAUGUUCCGUGAACUUCACAUUUCGCAGUUUCCGCGUUAUUACCAAUACCAAAAUGUGACGUGUGCCUGGAACAAGGAGUGGGUGCCCAAUUACGUCAAGGACGAAUGCGUUUGGGUGGCUUGUUUAAAUCCCCCACAACCUCAUACCUCGUUCAACUUGAAGCCUUUAUGGGACGGAAAACCAAUCGCCUUUGGGAGCAAGGUUAAAUACGAAUGCACUCCCGAGAUAAGCACCAAUCAGUUGGACGGUUCCAUACAAAUGAAACCGCGGUAUUUUCGAUCCAAUCAAACCCUUUCGUUCAUGGAAGUGACGUGCGCACCUGAUGGAUCUUUUGCUGUCCCACAACCAUGGCCCACUUGUGUUUCAGAAAGGAGAUGCUACUCGAUGCCAGAAACGCCCAAGGGAGGAACGAGGGAAGUCGUAGGGAAUGGAGCCAGUGGAACGGAAUUAAAAUUGACUUGCGGUCCUUUGGCUAAAUUUGUGGCUCAAAAUGAUAGCAAAGAACUUUAUGAUGAAAUGACCCACACGUGUGGUUGGGACGGAAGAUUUCAUCCUCAACGCGUCGAUAGUUGCAUCGCUACUCAUUGUCUCGGGGCCCCAAUGCCACCCAAGUCAACCCUUCUUGAACUCAAGGACGACAGGGAGGAAAUUCGAGAACUGUUCAAAGCCUAUGAAUUGAGUUACAAAUCGCAAGGAAAUACAACCUUUCACAAUGUAGUGGAACAUCCGAUUCCGUCAGAUUUCUGUUCCACUAUCCGACCCCAACGAUUUGUGCUCCACGGAACAAUUCCAGCAUCCCCACGGAACCAGUCUGUACUGGCGACGUUUGAAAUAGUUCGGAUGGGAAUACCCGGUGUAGCCAUAGCUUUGGAAAUAUUCCCGAAUGAGAGACGCAUUGAACAAUGGGCCAAUCCGAUGAAGGGAGAUCCAAAAUUUCAGGUGCGUUAUCCUGUGGACGAUCAGUCUCAAAUUGAUGUCAAUGAUUUCUUUCUGAUCUCAUUGACUUGCGAUUCGUUGGGUUUUCAAAUGACAGUCCACGGGGACUGGGAAUUUCUUCCAUUUCCCCACGUGCUCCGUUUAAGCCAAUCCACUUUUACCAACGUCGUGGUCGAAGGAUCAAUAGAUAUUCAACAUAUGGGCUUUUACUCACAAGAGCGGGACUUUCGAUUGCCACGAGGUUUUCAAGCAGCAUUCACUUGUCCUUCAGACCAUGUUUUUGAGGAUGAUUGGUGGCAUGUUCCAAAGACCGUCAUCACUUGUGGAGAGGAUGGAACAUUUGGACAUGUCGAGUGGAAAAACUGCGUCUCUGUGGACUCCAUUCUGAGCGGUCUGAAAAUCCAACCCGGUCAAGGUAAGGCCUUCAGAGUCAUAAUGAUCAGUGCCAAACAUCAACCGUCAUGGAAAACUUAACAGCACUAUAUUGUUCAUCGCUCAUCAACGGGC